AUGCAAAAGAUUACCAGCAAGAGCAUCAUCAAAACCACUGAUAUUAGUAUCAAUGAUCUCCCUGAUCACUUGUUGGUUGAAGUCCUAUGUCGACUUCCUAUCAAGAAAUUCUGCUUGCAAUGCACAUCUGUGUGCAGACGUUGGUGUUCUCUCAUCUCUGAUCCUUAUUUUGCUGGUCGCUUUCUUUGUCUCCAAAGAGAUAAGCGAACGCCAAUAAUUUGUACUUUGAUAAACCACAAUGCAGAGGAGUUCCUUACUAAAGAUGUGUUUCAAAAGUUCAGGAGUUUCCUCAGUCUGAAAGAAGAUCCAUUUGUACUAGGGACAUGGAAUGACUUAGUGUUGUGCUGUGCAAGCAAGGAUGAUCAACAUGAUUACUACAUUUGCAAUCCAUACACCAUGCAACUGGUUACUCUUCCACGCAUCCCGGCAUGUCACGAGUUUGUGCCCAUGGGAUUCAUAUGUGAGCCCUACUAUAAAUAUGAAGAGGAAGAUGUCUUCUCUUCUGAGACCGGUGAAUGGACAGUGUCGGUUGUAUCAUCUCCAAGAGACCUUUCCUCGUAUGUUUUUGAUUGGAAUAAUAGCUUUGCCAACAAUGGAAUGAUAUAUUGGAUGACCCAAGAUGGUAAUCUCAUUGGGUUGGGCCCCUUUGUGAACAACAACAGUAGCAGUAGCAGCUAUGGUGAUCAUUUUCAGUGUCGUUUGAUUGAAUUUGAUAGUAUUGUGAGGGAGAAUUUCUCAUUUGAUUUCUUAGGUGUGUAUCAAAGAUAUCUGCGCAUGUGCGACUAUGACUUUGAUAAUUGUAGGCUGUUUGUUUGGGAGCUGACUGAAGAACAUGAUCAGCUGGUUGCCAAUGGACCUGGAAAAUGUGGUUUGGAACAUGGUAAGCGCUAUUCACUUCCGCGAGAAAUGAUUCCUCGUGAUUUAGAUGGUUAUGUUGAAUUGCUAACUUUUGACCCAAAUUAA
This is a messenger RNA of Fragaria vesca subsp. vesca, 963 nucleotides long. Its product is annotated as F-box protein At5g07610-like. Lineage: Eukaryota; Viridiplantae; Streptophyta; Magnoliopsida; Rosales; Rosaceae. The record is from RefSeq and is a predicted model, not a curated record. The transcript has 2 exons. Bases 1 to 963 code for a protein of 320 amino acids. Gene Ontology annotation, molecular function: protein binding.